AAGGGGUAUAUAAACCCCGUUGAAAUGUUGGUUAAAGGCAUCAGUCAACCGACUUCUUCAGCUGCUCUCCCAAUCAUCUCAAGCGAGUCGACAUGAAAUCCUUGGUUGCUAUUUUGUUGUUGGCGUGCACCGUCUACGGUAGUCCCGUCCUGGAGACUCCCGAAGUGGCUUCCGCCCGCGCCGCUCACAACGCAGCUCACGCCACUGCCCGAGCCCUCAACGCUCUGCCACCGGCGGCCAGCCCAAUUUACCUGGAACAGGCCGUUCAAGAUACUCCCGAAGUCUGGGCCGCUAGAGCCGAACAUUACAAGGCUUACGCAACAGCUGCAGCUGCCAACGGAGUCGUCGCCUCCCUUCCUUCCCUGCAGCCUUAUUAUUUCCAGGCCAUUCCCGACACCCCGGAAGUUUGGGAGGCCAAACAGGCCCACUUCCGCGCUCACGCUGCCGCCCGUGGAUAAUCGGCCAAUUUUGCCCAUUUCUUUUAUACUCGAAGACUUAUUUUGGUUUAUCAAAGCCCCGCACGCAACUUUCGACUGAUCCCGACCGAUUUUGUGUCAAGCCAAAGGGACGAUAAGAUUUUGAAUGUACAACGUUCGCGUUCAAAUCGGUGCCCUCAACUCAAAUACAAUUACUUUCUUACAUA
Molecule: messenger RNA, 643 nt
Organism: Daphnia pulex (common water flea)
Lineage: Eukaryota; Metazoa; Arthropoda; Branchiopoda; Diplostraca; Daphniidae
Product: cuticle protein 2-like
Exons: 3
Coding region: 93-458 (121 amino acids)
Source: RefSeq, a predicted model, not a curated record